AACGAUAUCGCAUCCAGAGUGAACAAUUUGAGGAUCUUUGGCUCAUAACAAAUGAGCUUAUUAUCCGCCUUCAGGAAUAUUUUGAAAAACAGGGAAUCAAAGAUUUCGCAUGUUCUUUUUCUGGAUCUAUGCCCCUUCAAGAAUAUUUUGAGUUGAUCGAUCAUCAUUUUGAGUUGCGGAUAAAUGGUGAAAAAUUAGAAGAACUCUUAUCUGAAAGAGCUGUACAGUUUCGGGCCAUUCAACGCCGGCUAUUAACAAGGUUCAAAGAUAAAACACCUGCUCCUCUCCAACACCUGGACACCUUGCUAGAUGGAACUUAUAAGCAGGUAAUCUCUCUAGCAGAUGCAGUAGAGGAAAACCAAGACAAUCUGUUCCAGUCAUUCACCAGGCUGAAAAGUGCCACCCAUUUGGUGAUUCUGCUGAUCGGGCUGUGGCAGAAGCUGAGCGCUGACCAGAUUGCUAUCCUGGAAGCGGCAUUUCUGCCACUGCAGCAGGACACUCAAGAAUUGGGCUGGGAAGAAAUGGUGGAUGCUGCCAUUUCCCACCUUUUGAAGACCUGCCUAUCGAAGAGUUCCAAGGAGCAGGCUUUGAACCUCAGCAGCCAGUUGAGCAUACCCAAAGACACAAGCCGAUUGAAGAAACAUAUCACCUUGCUGUGCGAUCGAUUAGCCAAAGGUGGACGUCUCUGCCUAAGUACUGACGCAGCGGCUCCGCAGACCAUGGUCAUGCCAGGUGGCUGUGCUACGAUCCCAGAAUCAGACCUAGAAGAAAGAUCAGUAGAGCAAGACUCCACUGAACUGUUAACCAACCACAAACACCUCAUCGUGGAGACGCCCGUGCCUGAAGUUUCACCCCUUCAAGGAGUUUCAGAAUAGUUGAAGUAGAGUUGUCUGGUUGAGGAGAAGAUGGCCUUCCCAAGGCUGAUGAUGUGUGGACCUCAUGCCAAGCACAGAUGAAGGUGCUUCAUACAGCUCACCUGCCAGGAGAUAACAAUAGGUAGAGAUGGGGAUGGGGACUUUUAAUUUUUCUAGGAGGACUUGUAAUACCAUGGGCAAGUCAGUUGACCUUGUCUUACCAGGAAAGGAUGUUGCUGCUUUUUGGUCAUCUGUAUGCUUUCAGCCACAGUAUAUAGUGAGAUGACAUCUUUUGGGGGCAGACUUCGUAAUGCAAAGACCCAGAUCCUACUUGAUACCCCAGUUUUUUCACAGAAUUCUUAUAUGUUAAAUGUAUCGAGUUUAAUAAAAGCAUCUCAUUGUCAAACAA
Messenger RNA from Lipotes vexillifer (Yangtze River dolphin), 1263 nucleotides. RefSeq names its product protein PTHB1-like. Gene Ontology annotation, cellular component: membrane; BBSome. Lineage: Eukaryota; Metazoa; Chordata; Mammalia; Artiodactyla; Lipotidae. The record is from RefSeq and is a predicted model, not a curated record. The annotation marks the transcript as partial. Gene Ontology annotation, biological process: cilium assembly. The transcript is spliced from 6 exons.